This is a messenger RNA of Rhinichthys klamathensis goyatoka, 685 nucleotides long. RefSeq names its product regulator of G protein signaling 13 (gene rgs13a). The coding region runs from base 81 to 608 and encodes 175 amino acids. The transcript has 5 exons. Lineage: Eukaryota; Metazoa; Chordata; Actinopteri; Cypriniformes; Leuciscidae. The record is from RefSeq and is a predicted model, not a curated record.
CAGCCCGCUCUUAUUAACUGAAAUAACUGAAGCACAACAGCACAGCAACACGUAUCAGCACCAGAAAAGUUUUUGUUAAGAUGCCAACCAUAUUGUCAUCUUCAACUGAAAUAAAAAACAUGAACCAGGAGGAUAAAACCGUCAAUCCCCGGAGACUAGACAAGUGGAGGUUUCGUUGUCCAUUGACAGACAAACUGAACCCUGGUGAGACCCUGCUGUGGUCCCAGUCAUUGGAAAACCUCCUUAGAUCCAAAUAUGGCAUGGCAACAUUCCACACUUUCCUCAAGUCCGAGUUCAGCGAUGAGAACAUUGAAUUUUGGCUGGUUUGUGAAGACUACAAAAAAAUCAAGAGUUCGUCCAGGCUAUCCUCGAGGGCUAACAAGAUAUUUGAGCAUUUCAUCAAGGCAGAAGCUCCCAAAGAGAUAAACAUCGACCACGUCACGAGAGACCUUAUCAAGCAGAACGUCCAAGCUCCAACUAGAGUGUGUUUCGAUGAGGCUCAGAGGAUUGUCUUUGGUCUUAUGGAGAGGGAUUCCUAUCCCAGGUUUCUUCGCUCGGACAUGUACAGAUCCCUUCUGGAAUCAGUCUCGCAUAGGAUAAAGGUCUGAGAACAUUGUAAAUGAAGGACUGUAGGACUUCAAACACAUCUUUGGGACUGUUGGUGCAAUGGACAAGAUGGCCGUGG